AUGACCCCACAACCCGGAGCCACGAAAGUUAGGGUUUUGACAGCAAAUUCCGCGAAUUCGACCUCGACCCUGAUGAGACAAGCUCGAAGAACCCAGAGAUUCGACAAAUCAAGGAGGGGACUGGAAGCAAAAGCUCCGAGCUUUGAAGAAAUUGAAGGUUUCGGAAGAAGGGGAAAUCUAGAGAGCGAGAGAUUCACAAAGGGAGAGAAGGAAAGACGAAACCAAUUAAGAAAAAAGGCCCACAAGGAGAAGAAGAAGAAGAAGCAAAGAGUCUUCUUGGGCUUCGUUAAACUUUGA
Microthlaspi erraticum is the source of this 297-nucleotide messenger RNA. The record is from the annotation of a GenBank genome assembly. NCBI's taxonomy places the organism in Eukaryota, Viridiplantae, Streptophyta, Magnoliopsida, Brassicales, Brassicaceae.